This is a messenger RNA of Hordeum vulgare subsp. vulgare (domesticated barley), 1352 nucleotides long. RefSeq names its product protein STRICTOSIDINE SYNTHASE-LIKE 10-like. Gene Ontology annotation, biological process: biosynthetic process. The transcript is spliced from 3 exons. The record is from RefSeq and is a predicted model, not a curated record. Lineage: Eukaryota; Viridiplantae; Streptophyta; Magnoliopsida; Poales; Poaceae. Gene Ontology annotation, molecular function: strictosidine synthase activity. Bases 66 to 1190 code for a protein of 374 amino acids.
UACUACAGCCCUGCGGCCUACCAGAAGGCUGGAGAAAGCCCUGACAGCUUUCUAUAAGAAGGCAUAUGCCGCUGCUUCUCAGAUUAAUGGACACGGCGGAGGCCAGGCAUUGUCGCUCUGCCACCUUGCUCAUGUCCUUCCUCUCCCUCGCACUUGUCAUAUGGCUACCUCCAAUGGCGGCCGCCACCCAGGAGAUGAAGUCUAUCUACGCCGGCUCGAGGGUCAUACCGGUGCGGCUGGGCCGGCCGGCGUUCGGCCCGGAGAGCAUCGUCUUUGACCACCGCGGCGGCGGCCCGUACACCGGCGUUUCCAACGGCCGCGUCCUUCGGUGGAGGGGCAACCGCCGCCACCACGGCUGGACCGAGUUCGCCCACAACUACAAGCACAAGACGGUGGCGGAGUGUGCGGCGAAGAAGAAGCUGGUGGAGCCGGAGAGCGCGUGCGGGCGGCCGCUGGGCCUGCAGUUCCACCACGCGUCCGGCGACAUGUACAUCGCCGACGCGUACCUUGGGCUGAUGAGGGUGGGGCGGUGCGGCGGGCUAGCGGAGGUGGUUGCCACGGAGACCGGCGGCGUGCCCUUCAACUUCCUCAACGGGGUCGACGUCGACCAGGAGACCGGCGACGUCUACUUCACGGACAGCAGCACCGUCUACCCACGGAGCGAGUACAUGAUGGUGGUGCUGACCGGCGACGCGACGGGGCGGCUGAUGAGGUACGACCCGCGGACGGGCAACGUCACCGUGCUCAGGUCGGGCCUGGCCUUCCCCAACGGCGUCGCCGUCAGCGCCGACCGGACGCACCUCGUCGUGGCGGAGACGUCGUCGUGCAGGCUGCUCCGGCACUGGCUGCGCGGGCCCGCGGCGGGGACGACGGAGGUGCUCGCCGACCUGCCGGGGUACCCGGACAACGUGCGCCCCGACGGAGGCGGCCGGGGCGGGUACUGGGUGGGCAUGAACCGGGACAAGCAGUGGGCGGAGAGCGGGACCACGGCCAACUCCAUGAGCGCCGUCAGGGUCGUCGUCGACGGGGGCGCCACCACCAACGGCACGGUGGCCGAGGCGCUGCGCGGGUUCGGCGACGCCACGGUGAGCGAGGUGGUGGAGCGUAACGGGUCGCUGUGGAUCGGCUCCGUCGACACGCCCUACGUCCGCCUGUUCAAGCUCGCGUCUCUACCUCAAUGCGGUGGGUAAGCAUUGCAUCGCAGUUCAUGUCAUCUGAGAGACUGUGGGCGGGCUCCGUUCAACUUGUGUAGUAGCAGUACAGUCGUGCGUCCUGUACCCCAUGUUGCCAGCUGCAUGUUGUAACCCUGGCAAGAAGCAAUAACCAAUCUAAUCAUCUCUGUUGCUCGUCAA